Messenger RNA from Bipolaris victoriae FI3, 405 nucleotides. RefSeq lists its product as hypothetical. The record is from RefSeq and is a predicted model, not a curated record. Lineage: Eukaryota; Fungi; Ascomycota; Dothideomycetes; Pleosporales; Pleosporaceae. The transcript has a single exon. Bases 1 to 405 code for a protein of 134 amino acids.
AUGCAAUCUCGGUUCUGUUCUGGAGACAAAGGCAUCUGGCUUGUAACAGCGGCAGCGUUCCAGCGAGCUGUCAGUGAGCUUGAGGGCAUUGAAGCUUCCUUAAAGCGCUACAGUAGCCGCAGGAAUGGUGCGCUCAAGAUAUGGACGAGAAAUGAGGAGCUGAAGCUAUUCAUUAUGGGACUAACCAAUGACGGCGAAAGGCUGGAUACUGUUGAGAAAUAUGUGUCUGGGUUAGAAAGCCUAAAUUUGACAGCCGACAUGUGGGAAGAUGGUAGAAAGGCCGGCGCGGAUCAGUCGGGCUUAAUUUAUCAAAUUGUUCGGAUAUUCUGUUGGGGGUGUUUUCGUGGUGAGCUGCUGGCAGCAGCUCAUUACCAGAUCCGAGAAAGUUGUUGCUCAGGAUAUUAG